AUAAAUCUCUCUGUAUAAAUACUAAUUCUUAUUUGAAGAAAAACAGUCAAAUUAAGCCAGAGAGGGUCCUUCUUUCUUUGUUUCUCUUUUUCUCUUUUCUCUUCUUUUUUUCUCCCAAUCAAAUAAUCUGAUAGAACGAGAGGGGAGAGGAAGUGAAAAGACCAGUUUGCCCUCUCGUUUCUUUCAAAUUUUCAUAUUACUCUAUUCCAUCAGGUUCUGAUUCUUUGUUUCGUCACCAUGAACGAGAAGGCCAACGUCUCUAAAGAGCUAAACGCCAGGCAUAAAAAGAUUUUGGAAGGACUUCUUAAAUUGCCAGAGAAUAGGGAAUGUGCUGACUGCAAAGCCAAAGGUCCAAGAUGGGCCAGUGUGAAUUUAGGUAUCUUUAUUUGCAUGCAAUGUUCUGGAAUCCACAGAAGUCUUGGGGUACACAUUUCAAAGGUUCGAUCUGCCACCUUGGAUACCUGGCUACCAGAGCAGGUUGCCUUUAUUCAAUCAAUGGGAAAUGAGAAAGCAAACAGUUACUGGGAGGCUGAGCUCCCCUCCAACUAUGACAGAGUUGGAAUUGAGAAUUUCAUUCGUGCGAAGUAUGAGGAGAAAAGAUGGGUUGCUCGAGGUGGACAGGCAAAAUCACCUCCCAGAGGGCUAGAAGAGAAGGCUUCUGUUCAUUGGCAGAGACCUGUUGAAAGAAGUGGGCAUGCAUACACCAGCAAUGCUGAAAACUUAUUUCCAGAGAGGAAGCCUGUUCAAGCGCUAAGUACGAGAGUUUCUGUCCCUGCUACAAGAAUUAGUCUUCCUGCACCCCCUAAAGGACCUGAACAGGUUACUCCUGUUUCAAAGCCUCAAGAGGUAGUUCAGAACACAGAGUCAACACUGGCACCAGCUGAGGCAACAAAGCAGAGCACAAAUGCUACGCCUGUCACAUCCCCUCCUAAAGUUGAUUUUUCUACUGACCUUUUUGAUAUGCUAUCCAUGGAUGAUCCAUGUGAAAAGGGCACAGAGGCUAGUUCUGCUGAUGAUGGUCUUUGGGCAGGUUUCCUGUCUGCUGGACAAUCAACUGGAGAGAAAAUUGAUACAACCAAAGCAGUUGAGAGUAAGCCCCAAUCUGCCUCAGGAAUUGAGGACUUAUCUGCUGGAGAAUCAACUGCAGAGAAAGCUGAUACAACCAAAGCAGUUGAGGGUAAGCCCCAGUCUGCCUCAGGAUUUGAGGACUUGUUUAAAGAUUCACCUUCUCUUGCAACUCAGCCAAUUUCAGCACAACCCCAGAAAGAUGUGAAAAAUGACAUUAUGAGCCUUUUUGAGAAGUCCAAUAUGGUUUCGCCCUUUGCUAUGCAUCAACAUCAACUUGCUAUGUUAGCACAGCAACAGUCACUUUUGAUGGCUGCUGCAGCUAAAGCGGGAGGAGGAGAUCUAAAAUUCCCCAGUAGUUUUCAACACCCUGGGUCCAAUGGUGCCAAUUUGCCCACUCAGAAUUUGCCAAGCUUUGGCAACCAAAUUCCUGGAAUGAUGAUGCCAGUUGGAGGACAGGCUGGCUUGCAGAAGCUUAUGCAGGCUAUGGCUCAAGCACAGCAACCGGGGGCUGGAUUUCCAUAUCCAACAUCCAGCUUUUACGCCAUGCGUCAAGCUACCCCAGCUAAUGGCAUGACAACCCCACAAACUGGAACUAGUAAACAACAGCCUGCGGCAUCCCCAGUUUCAUCAACACCAGCUUCACAAACGGGAAAAGAUUACGAUUUUUCCUCACUAACACAAGGAAUGUUUGCGAAACAUUGAGUUUUGUGGGGUUGGUACUACUGGCAUUGUCACGCAAUAGCACUGAAAUGGUUAUAUUACAGGGAAAUAGCAGCACACUUUAAGUGUGCUGGGGUUUGUAAGUUGUAAACUAAUUAUUUGUAGAGGCAUUUUUCAAUUUUCUCUUCAUAUUUGGGUGAUGUCUUCAUCCGUAUGAGUAGAUGUAGAUGUAUCCAGAAAAAUAAAGAUGAGUUAUAGAUUCGAGUGGACUGAUUUUCUUUC
Mangifera indica (mango) is the source of this 2010-nucleotide messenger RNA. RefSeq names its product ADP-ribosylation factor GTPase-activating protein AGD5. The record is from RefSeq and is a predicted model, not a curated record. NCBI's taxonomy places the organism in Eukaryota, Viridiplantae, Streptophyta, Magnoliopsida, Sapindales, Anacardiaceae. Bases 238 to 1770 code for a protein of 510 amino acids. The transcript is spliced from 12 exons. Gene Ontology annotation, molecular function: GTPase activator activity.